Messenger RNA from Mya arenaria, 5793 nucleotides. Its product is annotated as alpha-(1,6)-fucosyltransferase-like. Bases 44 to 1495 code for a protein of 483 amino acids. NCBI's taxonomy places the organism in Eukaryota, Metazoa, Mollusca, Bivalvia, Myida, Myidae. Gene Ontology annotation, molecular function: alpha-(1->6)-fucosyltransferase activity; protein binding. Gene Ontology annotation, biological process: protein N-linked glycosylation. The record is from RefSeq and is a predicted model, not a curated record. The transcript has 9 exons.
UGUACUCAACCACUGCAGGAAAUAUUUAAAAACGUUUGUGAAGAUGAGCUUAAAACAUGUGUUGUGCAUAGUGGCAUCGUUAUAUAUAUGUAUAUCAUUAAGCAUUUUUAUUAUUUUUAUAGUGACAACAGAUUAUCCCGAAGAUACGUCAACUUCUUACACCCCUGAUCCUAAGUAUGAGGAUGCAAGGCGGGAAACAAGGAGGUUAUCACAAGAAAUGUGGAUGUACAUGGAUAGCCAACUAAAACGACUGAUAAGCCAAAACGUAGAAACAGACACUAAAUAUAUUAAAGACAUACUUGCUUUUGGCUCUCACCUUCAUACGGCGAUUUUAUUGGCACAUGACACAUUGGAGGACGAGUUUGAAAAAUGGCGCAAUUUGCGAUCAAAUGAGGUGGGCAGAUGUGUCCAGGAACAACUAGACUCAAUCCAGAACCCUUUGAACUGUUCGACAGCAGAUAUGUUCGUUUGCAAAUUAGAUACGGCCUGUGGCUUUGGAUGCCAGAUGCACCAUGUUACUUAUUGCCUCAUGGUCGCCUAUGCAACUAAUCGAACUAUGGUUUUGGUCUCUAAAGGAUGGCGGUACUCAAAGGCUGGUUGGGAUAUUGUCUUUCGUCCACUGAGCAAAACAUGCCACGAAAACCAUCCAGAUGUUAUCAAAAGAAUGGGAAAUCUUACGCGACUACAAAUCGUAGAUCUCAAUACGGGAUACCAUAAUCCGCUUGCGUUGCCAGACGUUUUGCAAACAUGUAUUCAACAUUUCCACGGACAUCCCAGACCGUGGUGGGUGGGGCAAUUUGUGAGAUACAUUUUGCGACCAAAUCACAAUCUUGAGGAAAGCUUGAAAAACAAGGAGAAGCGUUUUACAUUCGAUCAUCCUAUAGUAGGAAUUCAGGUGCGAAGAACAGAUAAACUUCAUAGCGAAGCUUCGUUCCAUUCUUUACAAGAGUACAUGAUCCAUGUAAAGAGGUGGUUUGACGUUGCAGAAACAAAGACACCAAUUGUACAACGAAAGGUUUACCUUGCCACGGAUGACCCUUCAUUGUUUACAGAAGCAGAACACACGUAUCCCACGUACAGCUUCAUAGGUGAUGUGAAUAUUUCUAUAAGUGCCCAACUUAGCAGCCGAUACACUUUAGAAUCGUUGAAAGGUGUAAUAACGGACGUACAUUUCCUUUCUAUGUGUGAUUACAUCGUGUGUACACUAUCAUCCGGGGUAUGUCGUCUUGCGUACGAGAUAAUGCAAACAAGGCAUGCAGAUGCAUCCUCAAGAGUUAAGUCCCUUGACGACUUAUACUACUUUAUUGGUGGAGCCCCAGAGAAAUGGAUAUCAAUAUACAACCAUGAAGCGCAAAAUGAAGAUGAAUUCAGUUUCAAUGCUGGCGACACUAUCCACAACUACGGGAAUCAUUGGGACGGAUACUCAAAAGGAAAACAUUUGCGGUCAGGCAACGAAGGUCUUUUCCCAUCUUACAAAGUCAAAAAUUUCUUUUGACUUUUCAAUAAAUCUGAUACGAAAUGAUUGUUUGCCGGACAGAGCCAUAAUAGUUUGCGGAUGAUUAUUAUUAUUUAUAAUAGUUGCAAGGAAUAUUUAACAGUCGGAUAUGUGUUUAUAGCGGUUUUUCUAAGAAAGUAUUUUUGUUUAAGUCACCUCAUCUAUCUGUUGUUAUCUGAGUCCAAUAAGCUUUUGUUGUAUUAAGGGUGUGUUGAAACAAGUAUUUACUCUUCAGUAUUAUUGAAAAAAACGUAUCAAUAGAAUUUAUUAUUUAGUUAUUGAGAGACAAAUGAGCAUGAAUGAGAGAUAUAAUUUCUGACACAAAUUUAGUUUUGUGUUUGGAAUCUUCUGGGAAAUGCAAAAGUCAUUUUAUCAUAUCAGAUAACUAAAUCACAUUUGUUAUUCUUUGCAGCCAUGGCAACCGUAACAACUGUUUAUGUUGCAUUUGCAAAAACAUGUUCUUUUAUUCAUGUUGUUCCUUUAGUACAAAUGAUUAUUGCAGUGUUUUGUACUUCAUACUGGUAUUUUGAUCUCAAAGUGUCUGCAAUUUGAGGAAAAUUCUGAAAAAUAGCUUUGCAUGUUUUGCCUUGAAUUUUGUUAAGUUUUCAAACUAUUUAGAUUGGCCUCAAAAACCUUUAAAACAUAUGUUAAUUAGGUAAUGUUUCAAAAAAGUGUGCUUUAAAAGUAAAUACUGAUUUGAGUAAUUUACACCGUUAUUUUUACACUAUCAAAACACUUAAUUCUCAUCAACUCGCCAGAAACGUGCACAGCAAUAUUAUUCAAACACUUAUAAUUUGUAAAGGCAAAUAAGAGGUAUACAACACUCAUUUCUUGUAAGUGCACCAUCAAAGUGCACAGUCAUUUAAGGUAGGUGCAGAAUUAAAUUCAACAGCAUUAAAUUCAUAAGAUUUAUUAAAAAUGGUAAAACUGGGCAAGAAUCUUUUUUUUUCUAUCGUUUUGAAAGAUAGGGCUGAAUUGGGCUGUUAGUGUCUCUUAAUAUUCCUGUCGUACGUACAGUGCAACACCAAUUAAGCAAGAUUGGAGGCUGACCGUUUUUUUUUUUCUUUUUUCUUUUUUCAUUCAGAGAAUAUGAGUGUUUGCAGAAAUUAUAAUGACAAAGUUGUGUUUGGUGCAUCUUUUGUAUUGUAUCGUACGUUAGAGGAGCUUGCAUAUAGCUCGGACUCAUUUAUUUGUAGCGAACGUAUGUUUCCGGUCGUUUUGUAUUUAAAGUGGACACGUAUUUCAUCUGAUAUUUCCUUUAUAUGUCAUUGUUUGUAGUAAUUACUGGCUGCAAUUCGGCGCACAUCUAAAUCAACUUUUGUAACAGUGUAGUUGCGUUCUCUUAAACCUAUUAAAAUCCUUACUUAAAUGGCCUCCUGCUUUAAAUCAUCGUUUCAAUGCAAUUGCACAAAUAAAUUUUAAUAGACAUUGACUGAAACAAUUGCAAUCUGUGUUGUAAGAGUCUUUCGUUGAUUGUGAUUGCUUUGAUUUCUGUCUCUUUAACAAACCUUAAGCUGGUUACUGCUAGGCUUCAGAAUGCAAGAAAAUAUUACAUAGAUCUUUCACUGGUGCUCGCUAUAAGAAUUAUUGUUAGUCAUUUUUUGAUGUCAAAAAUAAUUCUUUUCUCUCUUUUGUUGAAUUUAAUAAUUCGGUAGGAAUCACAAAAAGCCAUUUAUAACAAAAUUUUCAAAUCAAAUUAAAAAAAACAACCUUUAUUUAAUAUAAUUAAACAAUGAAAUUAUAUAUAAGCAUUCGACGUCGGUCAACGAGCAAAGAACACAUUGUAGGACGUAUAGAGAAAUACAUUUUUGAUUCACACCACAGUAAGUCUCUAGACACGGGCGAGUCUGUAAUCACACUAAUUGCAUCAAGCUCCACAUCAAAGCAGUCCGAGUCCUUCACUUUUAUCCUAACUUCAUGUUUUCCGGCUGGUAAUUCAACUUCAGAACCUAUGGUUCCUGACGCGAGAAAUGCGUUCCAAAGCUUUCCACCAGACGAACGAUCAUGCGUUGUGAAUUCUCCUAUAUGUUCAUUAUUUAUUGUAAAUUCGAGAUUGUCCGAUCCACCGUCGUUAGAAUACAGGACUCCCAGAAUCAACAGUUUGACUCUGUUAAGAAGACAUAAGUUAAGUAGUACGGUAUCCUCUCGAAACAAACGUAGCACCGAAGCAUGCGAUGCACCUGAACGCCAUGGCGUUCGAGAACGUCCGGGACCGCCAAGAAUAUUUUCAAACUCAAAACUGUUAAACAUCUGUCUGCCUUCGUUGGCUAAUAUUAAUGUCACGACCACGAUAAUUUGAGCCAUUAGGUAUCCCAUUUCUGUAGAGUGUGUGUCCACAUAAAACCCUCGAAUUGGCUCUCUUCCAAAACUACCAAAGAGUGCACAUCCACAUAAAGUUUAACUUUGUGUCUUUGUUUUUAUCUCUUUUUGUAAAUGAACCUAAUAUAUAAUCCGGACCGUAAGAUCUGUGUUGAUUAAAAAUGAUACGCAUACGCCCAGUUAAAUAUGAUCAUUUUUAAUCCGCGCAAUGAAAUAUGUAUGACGAUGAAAAGUGCAUAAUUUUAUAAUUAGCCCAUAAUUUAUUCUGUGAUAGAUGUAAACAGGACAGAGUAGCGUGCUCUCAGUGACAGGUAAGGAAAGUUUAAGGACUCUACCAUUUAUAUAAACCGUGAUACAUUAAUAUACGUGUAAAACAAACAAUUAAACAACUUCGUGUGAUUUAAAGCAUGUCUCAUAUUCGUUUAAUUAAUUUUGAAUUAAAAGGUCUAGUCGAUGUCAAACAUAAGUUAAUAAGCUAAAUGAUUUAUUAAGAUUAGCAAUUGCUUUUGCAUGAUGUUCUUUAAGCAAUAUUAAUCAUGUUAGGAUCAAUUAAUGUCAUGAAAACAUGUUAGGCUUUAUUGUUUGUAAAGCUAUUGCUUAAUUGUCAACGAAAUGGAGGCCCCUUAACAUAUUUUAAGAUCAGGUUAUAUUUGAAUAUCAAUUAUAUGUGUGAUACUCUUUGCAAUGUUUACUAAACAAAAUUAGACUUAAAUAAAAAUGAAAAAGGUUAAGUUAUUGGUCAAAAAUAUCAAAACCGUUGCAGUAGCACCAUUAUCGUAGGGUAUUCCCGAUACACUACUACGUUAUUGUUCAUUAUGUAUUCUAGGCGAUUGGGCUGUACCAUGCUCGUUAAUAAUCAAUUAUUAAUGAGUCAGUUUAUUUUUUUUCCAUAAUGAAUCAAUGCGUAAAUAUGCACAAUUACAGAAGCAAUAUCCUGCUAGACCACUUUUGAUUUUGUCAAUUAAUUUCCCUCACGGUAGUUAGCAUGGAGUGUAACGGAAUGAAGUAUCGUGGUUGCCGAACAUACUGCACCGUUAGAUUUACAGCUUGAUGAGGUAAUGUUGACUGCACCCACAACCCUAUCUAGUAGAUAUUGAAGUCAGAGCCGGUUUCUCGGUCACGUAACUGUUUUGUACCAUGUAGUUAAGGACAACGUUAAAAAACGAACGUUCGGAAGAGUUCGGAAUAAGUGAAUAACGUUUAAUGUAAUCAAAGUUAUUAAACGGUUAAUAUCCCCUAAUGUGUUACCGUUCCGAAAUAGAAACAAAAGGUAUUUAACUAUUUAAGUAACUCUCUAAAUUAAUUUCUUAAAUAUAUAUUCUUUUGUUAAUAACUUUAGUAGUGAUUUGGUUUGACUAAUUUAACCUUGUAGUGUCAUGUUGGCCUAAACCGUAAGCUCAGUGUCUUUGUGACUGUUCAAGGCCAUAUAGAAUAUUCAAUCAUCAAUAUUUUAAUUUGAUAAUAAAGAGUUAGUGCUUAAAGUUUUUUUUUAUUAUUCAUUAAAGGCGAUACCAUAUAGGUUGCUGUAAAAACCCCAUAUAAUUAAGCAUUUUUGUUAAACCAUUCCAUUGAUUGAUCAAACCAAACAAAAUAGUUGAUUUAUACAGUUUGAAAAACACAAUAUCGAUAUUUUGUCGAUUUCGUUGCCAUGUAUAUUUUUAUUGAAAACCACGUGAUAUAAAAACUUUUCUAUUUUUAUCUGUUACAGUACACAAAUCACAUGCGUUUAUUGACAUUAAUAUAAAAUGAGUUUUAAGAUAAUAAAGCAUACACCUUUUAAAAAAAGUAUUUAGGUAAAGUGUAUGGUUUUAAAUGAUAGUCACGUUGGCCGAACAAAAUACUCUAUUGCCGUUUUUGCUCAGGUAUUAAACUUAUCAUAAUAAUUAUCAUUCAUAAUGCAUACGAUUUUCGUUUUUCUAUUUGGCUCAUUCAUAUAUACAACUAUUGUUGUCAAUUCAUUAGAUUUAGUUAAUUUUGUC